This is a messenger RNA of Jaminaea rosea, 672 nucleotides long. RefSeq lists its product as hypothetical. Bases 1 to 672 code for a protein of 223 amino acids. The transcript has 3 exons. The record is from RefSeq and is a predicted model, not a curated record. Lineage: Eukaryota; Fungi; Basidiomycota; Exobasidiomycetes; Microstromatales.
AUGGUCUGGAUACUCCCACCAUGCCAUGAUGCGAUGAAGGCGGCCAACACCUUUGCGGACCGAGAGCCAGAAGGCACGCUCUUCGGCCACUCGGCACACCCCGACAUAAUCGCCUGUAUGGCCCGGUGGUCAGGUUGGGACGGCCUUAAGAAGGCCGAUAAGGAGGGUCUCAAAAGGGCCGCUCUAAAGCUCAUGGGUCAGAACUGGAAGGCCAUUGAAAGCGCAUCCAAGGGUCAAAAGCCCAAAGUUGCGGUUGAAUGGCGAACGGGGAGCGCGAUCGCCGGCUUGGUCAAAGACAGGACGUCGGGCCAGAUAGGGCACCGCCUGUGGCAACCGUCGCUUCCUCUGUUGGGCCGCGCUCGAGCAAUCAUCUUGCUCGGCGCAGACUGCUUGGCAUGCGACAAGCAGUCGUUUGCCUGGGUCCUGCGGCGCUCGCCCGCCACACUUGUGGUUUGGGCGUACGUGGACAGCGCAGGCACAGCAACGUUCGAGGUCUAUCAGCGCCAGACGCUGAUCAAGAUGCUCGAGGGCAAGCGGGUGGACACGAGGGGAAAGGUGUGGAACCCUGCCGAGCACGAUCUUCCUGGUAACACGCCCAUCACGCUCAGUCUGUAUAAUUGGUACAGCCUCAACGUCAUCGGCGUGUUACCAGGGAGAUUGGGCCGGUCGUAG